UCAAUGGCUGUCGCGAACGACUGACAACGUGACAGAAAUUUGUUGUUGAAAAGCAGGAUUUUGAGCGCAGUAAAAAUAUUUUGCUUAUGUUUCAAUGUGCAUUUCUACAAAUAAUAGAUACUUCAAACAUGACUUUGACGGAUAAUAAUGAACCUAUCAAUGCAGACAACGAAAACAAGUGCAUUCUCGACGUCGGUAACGCUCUUGUGCACGUUGUGAAAGAGGCUCUUAGCCAGGGCAGGGUCACUUUUGGCAUCUUCGAAUGCGUCGAGGUUCUUGAAACAUGCCCGGAGCAGGUAAUGCUGUGCAUCCUCCCCACAGUGUCUGAUGAAAAUAUUCUGAACUUGGUCAACAUUCAGCACAAACUGAUCGAAGCUCAUUGCUGGGAAAAUGAGGUCAACCUCGUGAAAGUGGACAGUUCACAAAAGCUAUUGGCUCUUCUGACCCAAGGAGCAAGCAACCUUGACCGCACAGCUGACCUCGGUUGCCUCUUAGUUGGCUAUCCGACCGAUGACAUGAGCAAAGAUGAUUUUCAGAUCACCAAACUCUCCUAUCUCUUCAAUGAACAGAUGGAACCCAUUGCUCUGCCUGAUUGAGAAUUGUAAGGAGGAUGUUUGACCUUGUACUUAUAAAGGAACAGCAAGCGUUCCUGUCCGCGGCGGCUCAGCCUAAUUGGCUUAUCAAGAUACGGUCUACAUCAGAUCCAUAUCAGCUGAAAUUGGCUUGAAAUCCUGCCCUAUGUUAUGAAAAAAAUGUAUUCAAGAAAUAAUUAUAUGUGUUAAGGUACACUUGUCUGAUCUGACUGGCUACGUUAUGUAUGAGAAAUAAUUAUAUGUGUUAUGGUGCACUUUUCUGAUCUGACAUAAUGUAUGAGAUAUAAUUAUAUGUGUUUAGGUGCACUUGUCUGAUCUGCCUGGCUACUUAAUGUAUGAGAUAUAAUUAUAUGUGUUACUUAGUUUGCGCUGAUUAGUGCCGCUAGUUUUGGAUCAGGGUGGUAUUCCAUAUGCAACUUAAGUCAUUCUUAGGGACAUACAUCAUUGAUUGCAUUCACUCUAUUGGUCAGUUAUUAAUUGCAAGUAAUCCGAUUAGCUACAUCGUUCUUAGAUCCAAUUAAGACUAAAAUUGAGUACCAGCCGUGGGGUCCAGAAAAGGAUUAAUAGAAACAUCAAAAAUUUUAAAUCUGUAUAUGGAAACGACACAAAUGUCAACGAGUUGAUUUGUAGUAAAAAAAAAAUACACAAAUAUAAUUUCAAUUUACGAAUGAUAAAUCGAUUUAUAUCGUUAUUGAAUCGGCACCUUAAAUCAUUGUAAUUAUGAUCAAUGUAUUAACUUAAUGAGAAAUGCAUCUGUCUUGUCAGAAGUAUUUUAAUUUUGAUGUCAUUUUAAAUUUUUGCAAUCUAAGACUUGGGGCCGUUAAGAACAGAAUCUCGUUUGCACUGCAAUGACCUUAAAUGAGUUGAUUGGAUGUUAAUCAUAUACAAGAAAUUAUAGGUUAUAUUUUAGUUUAAUCUAUAUUUAGACGUACAUUUGUAUGAUUCAUGAAUAUACGUUUUAUUUUGCAUUUAAUGAACAAUAUUUUAAGUACAAGAUAAAUGUAUUUAGUAAUUAAAUGCACUUUUAAGAUUUAGGAUAUAGUUUAUUCUCUGUUGUUAAUAACUUAUGUGAAAAUGGGGUUUGAAAGUACAUCAUGAAAAAAGCAUACACGUCUGUGUAUUUAAAUUUAUGUUCUGCCAGUAUCUAGUGCGAAAAGAGGUGAAAUUCCUAAAACAAGUAUAAAACUAUCAAUUUUGUUUUAAAACGAAAAUACAGACAAAACUCAUUAUGUUUAAGUCGUUUAAACCUCGGAAAAGCUUCGAGGUAACGAACGUUCGCUAUAACCAAAAUACAAAACAUGUCUUAUGAAACCAAAAAUAUUCGAAAAAAAUCGACUUAACAGGAAAGUCGAGAUAACAUAUUACGACAUAAAUUCAGGUACUUCCAUAAAAUUUAAUAGGGGUAUUUUAUGAUUUCGUGCUGGGCACGUUUUAUUUAUUCGUAGAUUAGACUGUUGUACAUUUUUGCUGUGCAAAGUGUAUUGUUCCUCAUUGUUAAUACAUUAUUUAUUUUCCCAUUAUGUAUAAACAUUAUUAUUAUCACAUCGCUACCAUCAUUGUUCUUUAUAUGCAAUCAUCAUUGUUUUAAUGUUGAAGAUGUUAUUGUUCUUAUCUUGAUAACAACGUUAUUCUUAUAUUGCAAACAUCAUUGUUCUUAUGAUGCAAACAUAAUAAUUCUUAUGUUGCAAACAUCGUAGUUCUGAUGUUGCAAACAUCAUAUUUGUAAUGAUGCAGACAUCAUUGUAAUAUUGCGAACAUCAUAGUUGUAAUGAUGCAGACAUACACGUUUUAAUGUUGCAAACAUUGUAGUUGUAAUGUUUCAAACAUCAUGGUUGUAAUAUUGCGAACAUCAUAGUUGUAAUGAUGCAGACAUACACGUUUUAAUGUUGCAAACAUUGUAGUUGUUAUGUUGCAAACAUUAUUGUUUAAAUGUUGCAAACAUGAACUUUUGCCUUACAUUGAAGUGAAAAGUAAAUAAAUGACAAAACAUUA
Mya arenaria is the source of this 2585-nucleotide messenger RNA. RefSeq names its product growth arrest and DNA damage-inducible protein GADD45 alpha-like. Gene Ontology annotation, biological process: regulation of cell cycle. Bases 87 to 596 code for a protein of 169 amino acids. The record is from RefSeq and is a predicted model, not a curated record. The transcript has 5 exons. Lineage: Eukaryota; Metazoa; Mollusca; Bivalvia; Myida; Myidae. Gene Ontology annotation, cellular component: nucleus; cytoplasm.